Messenger RNA from Argentina anserina (silverweed cinquefoil), 2269 nucleotides. Its product is annotated as probable galactinol--sucrose galactosyltransferase 6. The record is from RefSeq and is a predicted model, not a curated record. Lineage: Eukaryota; Viridiplantae; Streptophyta; Magnoliopsida; Rosales; Rosaceae.
CUCGCCCAAUACAUCUAAUCAAAUUAAAUCUUUCUUCUCCGAUUCGCCGAAUCAAUCUGCCGAAGCUACAGACUCAUACGACUUCUGAUAUCCUCGCAAUCGAGCAUUCCCGCUAUUGGCAUUCCAGAGAAGCGAGAAGGCUUUACCUACUAUAAAAGAGAAGGACAGCCCAAGUCCGAUGACGAUUACGCCGGCGGUUCGAGUUAUCGACGGGAAGCUGAUUGUGAAGAAUCGGACGGUACUCACCGGAGUUCCGGAUAAUGUAACCGUCACGUCCGGUUCAGCCUCCGGUCCGGCCGACGGAAUCUUCCUCGGCGCUGCAUUUGAUGACAACAACAGCCGGCACGUGACGUCACUCGGAGCUUUAGAAACCGGCAUGCGCUUCAUGGCGUGCUUCCGGUUCAAGCUCUGGUGGAUGGCCCAGAAAAUGGGAGAGUCCGGCGGCGACGUCCCGCUGGAGACUCAGUCCCACUCGGUGUUCGUUCACGCCGGGACGGACCCGUUCGCGACGAUAACGGAAGCCGUCAGGGCUGUUAAAGGCCACCUGAAGACGUUCCGUCAACGUCACGAGAAGAAGCUCCCCGGGAUCGUUGACUACUUCGGGUGGUGCACCUGGGACGCGUUUUACCAAGACGUGACUGAAGAAGGAGUCGAGGCUGGCCUGAAAAGCCUCACCGCCGGAGGGGCGCCGCCGAAGUUUGUGAUCAUCGACGACGGCUGGCAGUCAGUCGCCGGCGAUGAGGAUAAGGCCGGCGAGCUGCAGAGACUGACCGGAAUCAAAGAGAACUCCAAGUUUCAAAACAAGGAGGAUGGGAUUAGGGCCAUAGUGAACAUAGCAAAAGAAAACUACGGGUUGAAAUAUGUGUACGUCUGGCAUGCGAUUACGGGUUACUGGGGCGGGGUCCGGCCCGGGGAGGAAUACGGGUCCGUUUUGAAGUUCCCGGAUUUAUCCAAGGGAGUAAUGGAGAAUGAACCGGCGUGGAAAUCAGACAUUCUCCGGUUACAGGGGUUGGGACUAGUGAGCCCGAAAAGCGUGUACAAGUUUUAUAACGAGCUACACAGCUACUUGGCCGCUGCGGGUGUAGAUGGGGUUAAGGUGGACGUGCAGUGCGUGCUGGAGACUCUCGGAGCUGGGCUGGGUGGUCGGGUCGAGCUGACGCGGCAGUUCCACCAGGCGUUGGAUGCUUCGGUGUGUAGGAACUUUGUGGACAAUGGGAUCAUAGCGUGCAUGAGCCAUAAUACAGAUGCGCUGUACUGUGAGAAAAACACGGCGGUGGUGAGAGCCUCCGACGACUUCUACCCGCGCGAUGUAAUGUCGCAUACGAUCCACGUGGCGGCGGUGGCGUAUAAUAGCGUUUUCCUCGGCGAGUUUAUGCUGCCGGAUUGGGACAUGUUCCACUCGCUCCACCCGGCGGCUGAGUACCACGCGUCGGCAAGAGCCAUCAGUGGUGGACCUGUUUACGUUAGUGAUGCGCCGGGGAAGCAUGACUUUGAGCUGUUGAAGAAGAUUGUUUUGCCGGACGGGUCGGUGCUCCGGGCCCGAUUACCGGGAAGGCCGACCCGGGACUGUUUGUUUUCCGACCCGGCCCGGGAUGGGGUGACUUUGUUGAAGAUAUGGAACAUGAAUAAGUACACAGGUGUAUUGGGGGUGUACAACUGCCAAGGAGCAGCAUGGAGCUCAGUGGAGAGGAAAAACGCAUUCCACCUUACGAAAUCGGACGCAAUAACAGGUUAUGUCCGCGGCGGCGACGUCCACCUCAUUAAGGAGUCUGCUACUGAUCCCGAAUGGAACGGUGACUGCGCCGUGUACUGCAAUCGGACAGGAGAGGUUGUGACAUUGCCUUACAAUGCUGCUAUGCCUAUCUCACUCAAAGUGCUAGAACAUGAGAUUUUCACUGUGAGUCCCAUCAGGGUUUUGGCGGGCGGCGUGAGUUUCGCUCCUUUGGGACUAGUCGACAUGUACAAUGCCGGUGGAGCCAUUGAAGAGUUGAGAUUUGAGCAGGGAUUAGUCUCCAUGGAGGUUAGAGGGUGUGGAAAGUUUGGCGUGUAUUCUUCGGAGAAGCCCAGGAGGUGUUGUGUUGGGACAAAUGAGGUUGAUUUCAGCUAUGAUCCAGCGUCUGGGUUGGUGACUUUGAGCUCGGAUCAUAUGCCUGAAGAGGGGAAAAGAGUACAACUAGUCGAGGUUGAGUUAUAGGCAUUACUGUUAGAUUAGGAUUCAAUUCCUCUGUUCUGUCAGGGAGGACAGGACAAUUUAACCAUUGUAUUGUUG